AUGGAUGCUUGGGAGUUAAAUGAAGGCGCUGUGGGCUGGAAUUCUGAAACGUUGAUACCAUAUUUUGAUGCUGUGGAAGACAUUUUGAAAGUUGUUUAUCCUGCUAAUGACACACAAGGAUUAGUUGAUGCAAUCUUCCAAGCUUCAAGAACAGCAGGGUUUCCAUAUAACCCGUCUUAUAAUCAUGGACCAGAUAUGCUCGGUAUCGCUAACUUUGUAAUGAGUAUCAAUGAUGUUGGUAAGGAAAUAAAACAACAAGUAAACUCAAUCUACAAUCGAGUUACCUCAUAUGAGAAAUAUCUUCAAUCAUUCUGGCCAGCCAAUUUACAAAUGAUUACUGGUCUUCAAGCCAUUGGCUUCAACUUCAACAGCGAUGAGCUUCCUGCAGUUGAUCAUGUUGAACUGUACAGUGAAAAAUAUCAAUGUAAGUUCUCGGUUGCAGUUGGUAAAGAGCUCAUUCUCAGUACCGGAACGAUCAACUCACCUAAACUUCUUCAAAUCAGUGGUAUCGGUAAUGCUACUCAAUUACAAUCGUUGGGUAUCGAAGUCGUAAAAGAUCUUCCGGGCGUCGGUAUUAAUUUACGUGAUGAUGUGGUCGUGAAUAUAGUUUAUACAACUGAUGCCAUGGAAAUAGAAAGCCCACCUGCCUCCUUUCUGAGCGCAGUCUUAUUCGCAGUGGAUAAUAGCACAACACAACAAGUAUCUUAUGAUAGUGGAACAGGCUCCCUAACAAACAUUGAAAUGCUAUUUAGUACAGGAAAUAUGAUAGGAAAUUCGUGGCCAGCUGAUUGGCAGAACUCACUAGUUCUGUCACCAAAUAUUCAACAGUGCAAGUCAUAUGGUACAGUUAUGAUACAGAAUUCGAAUCCUUUGACGCCACCUGCGAUUGAUCCUGCUUAUUUAAGCGUUGACUCAGAUUUUGAUCGGGUGAUAAACUCAAUUUUACUAGGUCGACAACUUAUGUCACAGCCAAGUUUUGCAAAGUGGAACUUUCGAGAAGUUUCACCUGGUCUUGCUUAUCAAACUCGUGACGAACUUAUUGAUUGGAUUCGUAGAAAUGCUACUACAGGAUUUCAUUACAUUGGCACAUGUAAGAUGGGAACAGAUUCAUUGUCUGUCGUCAAUCCAAACAACAUGAAAGUUUGGGGAGUUGAACGUUUGAGAAUCAUUGAUGCGUCGGUAGCUCCAGCAUCGUUCUCAGCCAAUACACAAUCCUUGGCCUAUGCAGUGGCAGCACGAGCAGCUGAUCUUAUUGUGGCAGAAUACAAGUUGAAACAGAAAUCUAAUCACUAG
Rotaria sp. Silwood1 is the source of this 1293-nucleotide messenger RNA. The record is from the annotation of a GenBank genome assembly. NCBI's taxonomy places the organism in Eukaryota, Metazoa, Rotifera, Eurotatoria, Philodinida, Philodinidae.